This is a messenger RNA of Camellia sinensis, 1153 nucleotides long. RefSeq lists its product as uncharacterized. The record is from RefSeq and is a predicted model, not a curated record. Lineage: Eukaryota; Viridiplantae; Streptophyta; Magnoliopsida; Ericales; Theaceae.
UUACACGCCCCAACACCGCGCGUAGAAUAGCAUCGGCCUAACCUAAAACUUAAGGUACUGUGACCUCUCUUCUGCCCUACAAAAAAAAGUAACCCCACCUUUGUCUGACUGUCUCUCUCUCUCUCUCUCUCCCUCUCCUCUGUCUGUUUCUCUCUCUAACCCAUCAUCUGUCUCGGCGCAACCCAGAAAACCACCCAAAUACAACCCACAAAAAUCCCCUCAAUCAAGGUCCCCAUCUUAGCCUUCUAUUCCCACAUCCACGAAAAAACAUGAAGAUGAGAAACAAAGGUAAAGUAUACCCAUCACCUUCCUCAUCAUCUUCUAUGUCUUCUUAUACUGCAAAUAGGGACUCUCUCUCUGUACUCAAGGUCUUACCAGCUGCUAUUCUAGCUCUGGUCUCAGUUCUCUCUCUUGAAGACCGAGAAGUGUUGGCAUAUAUGAUAACGAGGUCGAUGAAAUCAACAAACCCUUCUGCGAUUGUUGAAGAAAAGAAGAAAAACAAGAAAUCGAACACCCACAAGCCUCCGAUCUUCGAUUGUGAGUGUUUCGACUGUUACACGAGUUUCUGGUUCAGGUGGGACUCUUCGCCUAACCGUGAACUCAUUCACCAAGCCAUUGAAGCCUUUGAAGAACACUUGGCGAGCGAAGAACAGUCGAAGAAGAACACCAGAGGUAAGAAGAGAGAGAAAAUGGGUCGCCGAGCAACCGAAAGACCGGCCGAUGUUUUGGAAACUAUGGCGGUGGAGAGAGAGGCUGAUUUUCUGGAGAGUGAAGAUAGUUUUGUGGUGGUUUUGCCGGAACAUGACUCUACUCUGGUGGUGUUACCCGAAAAAGCUGAGGUGGAGGUGGAGGUGGAGGUGGAGGAAGAGGAAAGGAAUGAAUUGCCGGAAGAGGAGGCGGCGCCGCCGGAAGCGGCGGUGGUGUUGCGGAGCUCGGCGGCGAACAACCACAAGGGUUUGGCGAGGAAGGUACUGCCGGACGUGGUAGGGUUAUUGAAUUCACGUUUGUGGAGUCUUUGGAGUCCGAGUGCUUAGUGGAAGAAUUUUUAAUUUUUUUUUAACUGGGGGCUUUUUUGAAAGAAAAAAAGUUUUAUAUUUUGGUGUUGUUGGGUUAUAUUCGCACUCGAAUAUAUAUAUAUAUAUAUAUAUAAAAU